AUUUACAUUCAGAAUCCAGAAAAUAAAUGGAGGAAUAGGUAUUUUUUUAUUAUGGCCUAUUGAUUGAUAUGAAUCUAAUAAGGAAUAUUGCGAAUAAUUAUUCCAUUCAUGCAUUUGAUCAGAUUUCACCGUUAUUGUUAUGUUCUUGGAUGUCCAGCUGUCAAAUUGAUAACAUACAACCAACUGUCAAAAAAGACAUAUGAUUGUAACAGGGGAUUGUGAAAUGAACUAAUUUUUGGCAUUUCUAGAAAAAACUCGUAUAUGAAAAUAAUUUCUUGAGAUAGUUUAUCUGAUAAGAAAGUGCAACGUCAAUGAUUUUGCCCAGAAACUUUAAUCAGUGACAAUAAUCAACUAACCUCAAAGUGGUAAUUUGUUGCGUCUUUUUCCCACUACGCAAGUCUUUAUUCAGUAAUAAUUGAGUAAAAUUGCGUAAUCGGAACAUAAAUGUCUUAAUCAUCGUACGUACAGGAAUACUUAUAAGCGGUUUUGUUAACGCAGCAGUAAUUCUUACAUUAUGGAGCUAGCGAAUGUCAAAGUUUGUGUUAUUAACACUGGAAACAUACUUUCCAUCAAUGAUAUUACAAGAAAAUCGGGGCUAAAUCCCACUGAAGAGCUAACUGAAGCGAUCAACAUUACCGUAAAAGAAUACAAAAACAGUAACGCAACUCCUGUACAAAACGGCAAGGUAUUGAUUAACAGGCCUUCAGAUGACCUUAAAGCUAAGUUGAAUGAACAGUCUCUCUCUGAUCUCAAAAUAGGCUUCAAAAUAUUUAUAAAUAGUGAUAGUAAAGCUUUAAUUCAGGAAGCUAUAGAAGAAGGGCUCUCGACCUUGAAGGUACCGUGUGUACAAAAUGUAGUUCUGCAGUACAAAAAAGAUAAGUUUAUUGAAGCUGGAGAUGACAUAAACAGUUUAAAAAACAUCUGGAGCAUCCUUGAGGAAUACGUUAAAAAUGAAAAAAUUAACCAGAUCGGAUUAUCAGAUGUAGAGGAAACUACUUUUAGAAAUGUAUUUGAAUGGGCAACGAUCAAACCAUCAAUAAUUCAAAUUAACUUGGCCACGUGUUGUGUUGUGCCUCCAACUUUGCAGCAAUUUUGUAAGGACAAUGAUGUACAGUUGCUAACACAUAGCGAUUCCAAUGAUAUACUUCCUAAAAACGCAAUCAAGGACAGCUUGGGUGUAGAUUUGUCUGUCAAAUGGGUUUCAAGAUUUUUGGUCCACAUUAAAUGUCGGGGCGUUCUUUGUACUAAAGGUUAUUUGGUUGGUUUAGGUGAAAUGUAGAUUUUUGCACUUCUCUUUUUGCAUUUAUGUUAAAAAAUCAAAACUUUAUAAAUGUAUUAAAAGGUGUGCAGUAUUAUUAUUAUUGUGAUUUGCACCCAGUGUAGAAUGUUUUCGCAAUAAAGCAUUAUUUUUUUA
This is a messenger RNA of Tribolium madens (black flour beetle), 1414 nucleotides long. It is a transcript of the gene Gclm, whose product is annotated as glutamate--cysteine ligase regulatory subunit. Gene Ontology annotation, molecular function: enzyme regulator activity; glutamate-cysteine ligase catalytic subunit binding. Gene Ontology annotation, cellular component: glutamate-cysteine ligase complex. The record is from RefSeq and is a predicted model, not a curated record. Bases 515 to 1279 code for a protein of 254 amino acids. The transcript is spliced from 4 exons. NCBI's taxonomy places the organism in Eukaryota, Metazoa, Arthropoda, Insecta, Coleoptera, Tenebrionidae. Gene Ontology annotation, biological process: glutathione biosynthetic process.